AUGUCUUGGAAACCAAUUGUAACAUACAUCAUCCGUGGUGCUCAAUCGGUAUUUUGCAUUGUUGUCCUUGGUCUUUCAGCUGGGUUUUUGGCUGAUGUAGGAUAUAAUUACGACCGUGUCACUUUUGCCUUGGUAGUUUCCAUACUCAAUCUUAUCUAUUUUAGUUACAUUUUACUACUCAUGCCUACUAUUCUCAAAAACUUUUCACCUUCGGUAAUCAUUUUAGUUGCCGAGUUCAUUUUCUUUGUGUUUUAUCUUUCAGCCAUGGGAGCAAUUGCAGCCGUUAUUCCUUCUGGAAGUUGUGGAGAUUAUGGCAGUUACUCAUCGGCAUGCAGCAUCCUGAAGGCUUUAAUACCAUUUACUUUAUUCAACUGGUUAUUGUUUGCUACUAGUUUUGGAUUAUUCUUGGGUUAUAGCUUUAUUCCACAAGUCAGUAGUCGCGGAUUCAAGUCAAUCUUUUUACCUGCACGAUUCGAGUUUGGUGCUAUUUUUACUGAUUUUGCUUUACCAUUUGGAAAAAAAUAUGCGGUAACUGAUCCAGCAACUGACGCUGCUAUUGCAAAUGCUGAAGUUACUGGUAGUGGUAUAGAAAAUGAUGCUCCUAAAGUUGCAUCUGUUGGUGAUAAUGAGGCAACUGUUGGUUUGGCUUCAUCCGAAGAAGAUAAAUAUACAGAGCCAAUUUCGGAAAAUAUCCAUGAAGCUCCUGCAACCCAAGAAUCAACCAAUCAAAACAAGCCAUACCCAUAA
This is a messenger RNA of Candida albicans SC5314, 747 nucleotides long. It is a transcript of the gene MRV2, whose product is annotated as Mrv2p. The record is from RefSeq and is a predicted model, not a curated record. Lineage: Eukaryota; Fungi; Ascomycota; Pichiomycetes; Serinales; Debaryomycetaceae. Gene Ontology annotation, cellular component: membrane. Bases 1 to 747 code for a protein of 248 amino acids. The transcript has a single exon.